AUGAGCAAGAGCGAAGUGACGGGGAACGAGGGAGUUGGCUUGUCAGCGAGAGACAAGGAGACCUUGGAGGAGGAGGACAAGGAGGAGAAGGAGGAGGCGAAGGAAAAGCAGGAGGAGCAGGAGAAGCAGGAGCAGGACGAGCAGAAGCAGGACGAGCAGGAGGACGAGGGGGACAAGGAGCAGGAGGAGCAGGAGCAGCAGGAGCAGGAGGAGGAGGAGCAGAAGGAGCAGCAGCACGAGCAGGCGAUGAAAUCUGAGGAGGUGAACCUCGACAGCUGCCGCAUCGAAGAGAACCGCAAGGAAGGUCUUGUUGCCGCUGCCUUUGCUCCGGAAGUUUUUCAGUUCUCAACAUCUCCAUGA
This is a messenger RNA of Guillardia theta CCMP2712, 360 nucleotides long. RefSeq lists its product as hypothetical. The transcript is spliced from 2 exons. The coding region runs from base 1 to 360 and encodes 119 amino acids. The record is from RefSeq and is a predicted model, not a curated record. Lineage: Eukaryota; Cryptophyceae; Pyrenomonadales; Geminigeraceae.